Molecule: messenger RNA, 9857 nt
Organism: Nothobranchius furzeri (turquoise killifish)
Lineage: Eukaryota; Metazoa; Chordata; Actinopteri; Cyprinodontiformes; Nothobranchiidae
Gene: atm
Product: ATM serine/threonine kinase
Biological process (GO): DNA repair
Molecular function (GO): protein serine/threonine kinase activity; protein binding
Source: RefSeq, a predicted model, not a curated record
AAGGGCGGGAAUAUCCUGCGUGAGCUGCGUGAUUGUGGAUGGCACGGCGUCAGGAUGGUGAAGUUGUUGUUGUUGAGAUGAGCGGCCCAGUAAGAUGUUAGCUAACAGCUUCCGGACCACAACCAGUGCAGCCCCAGUCCCCACCAGUAAGCUGUGAAGCACAAUGAGUCUUGUUCUGAAUGACCUGCUGGUCUGCUGCAGAGGGCUGGAGAAUGACAAGGCCACCGAGAGGAAGAAAGAAGCUGAAUGCUUCCGGCGGCUCAUCCGAGCUCCAGAGACCAUGCAGGAAUUGGAUCGCACCUCAGCGACUAAAGCUAAAGGCUCCCAGCAACUCACAUGGGAUGCUGUGUUCAGGUUCUUGCAGCGUUACCUCCAGAAGGAGACUGAGGUCAUGCAGUCAAGUAAAUCUAAAGUCACACAGACUACGCUGGCCACACGGCAGAAGAAGAUGAAUGAAAUGUGCAGCUUGAUGAAGUAUUUCAUUUGCUCUGCAAACAAACGUGGACCUCGUCUGAAAUGCAGCGAGCUGCUGAAACACGUGAUGGAGGUGCUGCAGAGCCCUUACUGCUGCUCAGCCUAUGGAAAAAAUUACAGCAGCCUCCUUCUGAAGAAUGUCCUCUCUGUUCGCAAGUACUGGUGUGACAUCACCCCGCAGCAGUGGCAGAGUCUUCUGGACUUGUUCUGCAGCCUGUUCAACUCUUCAUCCAGAUCCAUCAACCGGGUCCUUCUGAGCAGAGUCAUCCACACGGUGGUGAAGGGCUGCUGCUCCCAGACGGAUGGAGGCAACCACACGUUGUUCAGCUUCUUCUCCAAAGCUCUGCUCAACGUCAGGCAGGAGAAACACCUGCCUGUUUUGGAGCACCUCGUCUCGGCUCUGAACAUCUUCUCGAGGUCCGCCGCCAUGAACGGCCGGAUGCGAGUGUGUCACCUUGGAGAGGAGCUUCUGCCGCCUCUGCUCUACGUGUGGGCCGACACGAGGCCCAGUGCGCCCCUCAAAGAGGAGAUCGUGGAGUUCUUCAACCUGCAGCUGUGUGUGCACCACCCCCGCGGAGCAAAGACUCAGGACUCAGGUGCUCACGCUGAGGACUGGACCAGGUGGAGGCAGCUGCUGUACAACUUGUACGAUACUCUGGUCAGAGAGAUUGGUCACAUAGGCAGCAGAGGGAGGUACGUGACGGGCAGCAGGCACAUCGCUGUCAAAGACAACCUGAUUGAGCUCACGGCUGACAUCUGCCACCAGCUGUUCAGUGAGGACAGCGACUGCCAGAUGUUGGAGGUCACCCAGGCCCCCCUCAGAGCCACGCACAUGAGCAGUCCAACUCCUGGGUCAGCUAAUAAGCGACGGCGUGUUGAAAUGAGCUGGGCUGUCCUCAGAGACCACCUGCAGCCUCAGCACAGUGACUUUGAUGUCAUACCGUGGCUGCAGAUCACAGCGGUGCUCUCCUCCAAGUACCCGUCCACGCUUCCCAGUCGGGAGCUGGUCCCGUUGCUGUCGGGGCUGUAUCAGCUGCUGGCGGAGCAGCGGAGAGGGGAGAGGGGUCUGUACGUGCUGCGCUGCCUGAAGGAAGUGGCUCACUGUCAGACUCGACACCCACAGACGGCGCAGGCCCACGGGGCCGAGCUGGCCAGGCUCUGGGUCCGGAUCUGGGCUCUGGCGUUGCGCGGGGUCAGCUCGCCCCAGACCGAGGCCCUCAGCCUAGACCUGCUGGCCUCCAUUGUUCACUGCGGGCUGAUCGACAUUGACAGAGAGUUCUGGAGACUCUUCUGUGCAUCUGCGUGUAAACCGUCCCAGAGUUCUGCUCUCUGCCUAGCACAGGCUGUCCUGAGGUGUCCAAUCCCAAAGCGUCUCUCAUCAGGCUCAAGCUGGGACAGCGUGGGAGGCGCUGAUGGGUGCGUGAAGGAGACGCUCAUAGCCUGGUUGCUGAUGAGCGACCAGAACGAGGAGACUGAGGAGAGCUGCAGACCUCACCCCAUCAUCUGCAGAGACUUUUCUCACAACCUGAUAUCGAACAUCUUGGUCUCACUGACCCUCAAAGACUCCAGGUUAGGUUUAAAGUUUCUGCUGGGUUCUGACGGAGCUCAGAGCUCCUCCUCUAAAGAACGGGUGUCCUCUGGUGCCAAAGAGGACCUGGAGGUGAUUGAGAGACUCUAUCACCAGUUUAGCUUCAGCGUGUCGCCAUCAGAGACCAGAGAAGCUGAGGACGAGUUGGGGAAGACGACGUCGGCCAAGAACCGGUUCGCCAUUGUUCCUGGCCUCUGGAACCAGCUGGAGCAGCUUCUGCUCGCUGUAGCGGAUGGUCUGCUUAACUGCUACUCUCCUGAUUCCGAGUCCAGCCCCCCACAGUGUCUGGUGCGCUGCUGCAGCCAGCUGACGGGUGUUCUGGCUGGUUACGUCUCCACCGGGGUCCUGAGCAAGGAGGAGGCCUGCUGCUCACAACUCUUCUCCAAAGCAAAGGCCUUGGCCCAGGACCUCAGCGGAUUUGUCUCCAGCAUCAAAGUGAAGAUGAGCGAGGAGAGGAUCAUGUCCACAAUGAGAUCGGUUAUGAAGCUUUGCAGACAGAAUAGCAGCAGGAAACUCAAGGACGGCGUCGGUUCCAUCUCCUCCGGUUUGUUUAUUUUGACCCUGCCCGCCAGCCUCCUGGGUGAGCUGGCAGAAAUCUGCAAACUGCUGUUGAGCAGCGCUCCGAGGAAAGUCAGCUCUGUCGAUGACGACGAGCACAUGGACGAUGACUGGGAAACGAGCAGAGCCGAGCCCUCUGGGAGCGACUUUGACCUGUUUGAUGAUGGUGAGGACUCCCACAGCAGCACCAACGGGACCCACAGACCCCAGGGAGACGGCACCGACACCUCAUGUGGCCCAGGUGCUAAGAGCCUGCUAGCGGAGGAGUUUCUGGCCCAGCAGGACCUGGCUUUGCUCGCAGCCCUGGAGUUCCUGUGUGAGUGUGGUUCUGCUCGGCCCGUCCAUGGCCUGCUGUUUAAACCGCAGGAGGUGCGCCGCAGGCUGCUGCUGCUGCUGGAGCAGAUAGACUUCAGCAAAGCCCUGCACCUCCACAUGUAUCUCGUCCUGCUGAAGGAGCUUCCUGCUGAGGAUUCGUUGUCUCCAGAGGAAUUUGACUCACUGCUCCGUCCUCUGGCGGACAUGUGUUCGAUGUAUCGUCAAGACCAGGAGGUGUGUGCUGCCAUCCUGCUCGGUUUGUUACCUUCCAUAAAGAGUCUGGGGAGGACACGUCACACGCCCGAGGACAUGAGACACGUUCAGGGAUCUGUUCUUCAAGUCGUCUCUGGCUUCUGCCUCCUGAGCCAGUCGGGGAAAUGCGUGGCCCUGGUGAGAGCUGCUUUAGUCCAGUGUCUGGUUGCUUUGCUGGAGGCUGACCCGUGCUGCAGCUGGGCCAUCCUGACUCUCGGAGACGACCCCGUGUCUUCUGCUCUUCCAUCCCACCUGGCAGACGCCCACCACCGAGUCCGUAUGCUGGUGGCCGUGUCGCUGGAGAGACUGUUUCUGGAUAUGAGACGGAAGGAUAAGAAGACGAUGCUGCCACUAAAACUCCAACAAGCAGCGUUUGAGAACAUUUAUCUGAAGGCUCAGGAGGGCAUGAAGUUCCCGAGAAGCAGCUCAUCGGAGGACCAGCGGGAUGAAACGUUCAACCGCGAAGCCGCCCUGCUGAAGAGUUUAUCUGUUGUUCUGUGCUGUAGCCCAGUGUGUGAAAAACAGAGUCUGUUUGCGCUCUUCCAGUCCUAUAAGGAGAACAACAUUGAGGAAGAGCUCAUCAAAAAGAUGUUGAGCAGUGUGUCCAAAGUUCUGGGCUACAAGAGCGUAAAGGCAUUCAUCAGCUCUCACCUGUUCUACCUGGUGGCUGAGUGGCUCGCACAGAGACAGUCAGACGACCGCUACACUCUGGGAUCGUUCCCCUACAGUCUGCUGGACCAUCACUCGGUCAAAGAUUUCUACAGCUCCUCCUACCAGGUGCUGAUCCCACACCUGGUCUUCCUGGACGACUUUGAGCAGGUGAAGUCCAUCGGCAGGUGCCUGGAGAAGGACUGGAAGCUCUUACUGGCGGACUGCUUCCCUAAAAUCAUGGUCAACAUCCUGCCGUACUUUGCGCUGCCGGGUCAGAACUCUGAAGUAGCGCAGCAGAGAGAGAAGGCCCACCGCGUGUACGACCUCCUGAAAGACAGCAGCUGUCUGGGCAAACAGCAUAUCGAUGACCUGAUCUGCAAUAAUCUGGCCGACAUCGUAGUGGAGCUGCUGAUGACGCUGUAUGAGGGAGACGGAGGAGACCUGAAACGGUUCAUUGGGGAGUUGGAUCCUGUUCCCAAUCCUCCGUACUUCAGUUCUCAUGUCAUCAGAUCUACUCUGGAUUUCAUCAGCAAGUGUCACAGCACCAACCACAAGUCUCUGGUUUCUGUUCUGUCAAAGACCCCGAUUUCCAUCCAGAGGAUCCUACUGGCCGUGUGCCAAAAGGCGUCGGAGACGACCAACAGCUAUGAGCGCCACCGCAUUCUCCUCAUGUACCACCUGUUUGUCAGCCUGCUGCUCAGGGAGGUAAAGGACGGUCUGGGCGGAGCCUGGGCCUUCGUCCUCAGAGAUGUUGUCUACACCCUAGUUCAUCACAUCAGCAACAGAUCCCUUCAGUGUGAUGAGGUGUCAAGCCGAAGCCUCUCUCUGUGCUGCGACCUGCUUUCGUCCGUUUGCCAGAUAGCGCUUGAGUUCUGCGACGACGCUCUUGACUGCCACCUGCAGGUAAUCGUGGGAACUCUUACCGCUCAGCUGACCAGCCAGUCAUCCAUCUCACAACAGGUUCUGAGUUUGCUGCAGUUUCUGGUAAUGGAGAAUCAGCAGAAGCUAAAAGGAGCCAUCAGCAGGCUGGAGCCCUUUCCUGAUCUUCCUGAGUUCAGAGAGCUGCGGACUGUGCAGCACAAACUCAAAUACAGCAGCGGACGCUUUACUCUGACUCAGGAGAUCCUGCACUUCCUGUCAGCGUCAUCCUGCGGCUCUUUACGUCUGACCCGACUGGAGGGGUUAAAGGAGCUGACCCGACAGCUGCGUCACAACAAAGGACAGAUUCAAGAGCUGCUCAGAGAGUGCCACGCUAACCCUGCUGACAGUGUGUUGGUGAAGCUGGUUCUCGCUCUGUUGCAACUCUGCAAGCUAGCUGCCAGUUAUCCUGAAGGAGAUGACAUUUUAGAGGCAGCAGGCAACUGUUUGGGAGAACUGGGCCCAGUGGACUUCUCCACCAUCGCCCUCCUCCACGGCAGGGACCCGCUCUACGAGAAGGCCGUGGCUCUUUUCACCUCCACUGAGUCACAGCAACUUUACAUCAUCCUGAACUGCAUGAAUGAGGCGCUCACGCAGCAGCGCAUCGAGGUGAGGCGGGCAGCAGCUCAGUGUGUGAGGAACAUCCUCGCCACGCAGUCUGGAGCUGAUUUCUGGGACCAGCACAAAGACAACAGAGACCCCCUGCUGGUUUACCUCAAUCCCUUUCGAACAGCCAAGAACAAGGUGGCUGCUGUGGCUGCUCUGGAGAGCUCAGAAGCCAAGAAGAAGCUGGAGAGCCAGGAGUUCUGGUAUCCCCAGGCAGGUAGACACCAGGCCUGGCUGAAGGCUCUGUGCACAGCUCUGCUGGACAGCGGGGGGGCCAAGAGUGAGGCUCUGCAGCUGUCCGGACCACUGUGUCAGGUGACGGUGGACUGCUGCCAGAGGCUGCUGCCUCUCAUCAUCCACUCUGUCCUGCUGGAGGACCCCAGCGGGUCCUGGAGGGAGCUGCUGUCCUCCCACAUCCGGGACUUCUUUAGUUUUUGUUCCAGAAGCGCUCAAACCACCAGUCGGUCCACCACACCUGCCAACUCUGACUCGGCAGAGUCUGACUCAGCCUGCCAGAGCUUGUGUGACAAGGCGUCUCUGCGCACCAUGCUCGCUGUGAUCGACUAUCUGAGACACCAGCAGCGACCGCUGGAGGCUGAUAGUAACUCCUGUGGCACGGUGUGUGACUCCAACUUCUGGCUGGACCUGAACUACCUGGAGGUGGCCCGAGCUGCUCAGUCCUGCUCCGCCCACUUCACCGCUCUGCUCUACUCGGAGAUCUACGUCGACAAGAUCAAAGCCAACAUGGAGGAGAGGCGCAGGUCCAAGUCCAGAGCAACACGAAAGAUCAAUUUUGAGGACGACAGCCAGAACGUCACCAUCUUCAGUCUGACUGAGAGGAGCAUGGAGGACACCAACAUCAGUCUGCAGGAUCUGCUGAUUGAGGUGUAUCGCAGCAUUGGAGAGCCUGACAGUCUGUACGGCUGUGGAGGAGACACCACGAGCAGCUCACUGACCCGGAUUCGGACGUACGAACACGAGGCUCUUUGGGGGAAGGCCCUGGCUUCAUACGACCUUCAGUCUACUCUGCCUGAAGUCACUCGGCUGGUGGGAAUCGUGGAGGGCCUGCAGAACUUUGGUCUGAGCAGCGUCCUGGCCACCUACCUGAGGGGUUUGGAGAGCCAAGGGGUGGAGUGGGGGCCUGAGCUGCGAGAGCUGCGCUUCCAGGCGGCCUGGAGGAACGCCCAGUGGGACUGUGAGCUGUCAAACAGGAGUGACAAAUCCAACCCCGGCUUCCAUGAAUCAGUGUUUUGUGCCCUGCAAGCGCUGAGAGACAAAGAAUUUCUCAUUUUUGAUGAAACUCUGAGACAAACCAGGGGUGCAGCAGUGGAGGAGCUCUGCAGAGGGAGUCUGGAGGCGGUGUCGUCUCUGUACCCGGCUCUCAGGGACUUGCAGAGCAUCGGGGAGCUGGAGAGCAUCAGACAGCUCUUCUCCAGGCCCUUCUCAGAUGAGACUCUGACGGAAGUUUGCAGCCAGUGGCGGCAGCACUCCCAGCUGCUCCUGGACAGUGACUUUACCAUGGUGGAGCCCAUUCUAGCUCUGCGCUCUGUCACACAGCAGACCCUGUUAUCCACGCUGGGAAACCCUGAAAGCAACCCGCGCUUGAGCUCGGUGCUCACAGACCACCUGAUGGAGCUCUGCCGUUCGGCUCGCAAAGCUGGAAAUGCACAGCUUGCAGAGCGUGCCGUCUACCAGAUGAAGCAGCACGGGGGUGGAGGGACCUGCUCUGUGUCGUCAUGGCAGCUGGAAGAGGCCCAGGUGUUCUGGGCUAAGGGAGAACAGGGUCCGGCUCUGGGCCUGCUGAGACAGAUGAUCCACAGUCUGGAGGAAAAGGUGGACUUCGAUCCGGCGUUGGUUCCACUUUACACAGAAAGCCUCAGGCUGUGUGGUAACUGGCUGGCUGAGACCUGCUUAGAAAGUCCUGGACUCAUCCUGGAAAAGUACCUGGAGAGGGCAGUGGAGGUGAUCGAGGGGGGGUUAGAGGUCCGGGACUCCCGGCUCCAGAGCCAACAGAACGAGGCGUUCUUGUCUCUGGCUCGCUUCUCCGAUGCCCAGUACCAGAGCAUUGAUAAGUACAUGAAGUCCUCAGAGUUUGAGAACAAGCAGGCACUGUUGAACAAGGCCAAAGAAGAAGUGAGCUUGAUAAUGACACAAAACGUGUCAAACAGAUACACUGAGAAGGUGAAGAGGGAGCUGAAGCUAGACGAAGCGGCGCUGUCCAACCUGCAGGUGGACAGACAGCGCUUCCUCUGCAAGGCCGUGGAGAAUUACAUCCGGUGUCUGGAGGGCGGCCAGGAGCACGACACCUGGGUGUUUCGCCUGGCAUCUCUGUGGCUGAAAAACGCCGGCAUCAAGGUGGUGAACGACAUGAUGAAGAGAGGAGUGAAGAAGAUCCCCUCCUACAAAUUCCUGCCGCUCAUGUAUCAGCUGGCUGCUCGUAUGGGAACCAAGGCGGCCGCCGGCGUCUACGAGAACACCGGCUUCCACGAUGUCCUCAAUGAUCUGAUUUGCAGAGCAGCGCUGGAGCAUCCUCACCACACGCUCUUCAUCAUCUUCGCCCUGGUGAACGCCAACAAAGAUGAGAACUUUAGCAGGACGCGACAGACGAAGAACUCUCUUGGACAGCCUUCCCAGUUUGACCGGGAGCGUUCUGAUGUAGCCCACAAGAUCAUCGGCGUCAUCAGGGAGAAGCGCCGCGUGAUGAUCCGUGACAUGGAGCGUCUGUGUGACGCCUACAUCACUCUAGCCUACAUGGACGCUAGCCGGCACAAGACUGAGAAGAAGGCCAUUCCCAUCCCGGCUGAUCAGCCCAUCAUGCAGAUCAAAGACCUGGGGGAAAUACCCAUCCCCACCAUGGAGAUUGAGGUGGAUCCAUCUGGUUGCUAUGACAACCUGGUGACGGUCAGAUCCUUCCUUCCUCACUACCACCUGGCCGGAGGGGUCAACCUGCCCAAGAUCGUCGACUGUGUCGGCUCUGAUGGGAAGAGCAGGAGACAGCUGGUCAAAGGCCAGGACGACCUGCGGCAGGAUGCAGUGAUGCAGCAGGUCUUCAGCAUGUGCUCCAUGCUGCUGAAGCGCAACACGGACACUCGGAAGAGGAAGCUCAACAUCAGGCGCUACAAGGUGGUACCGUUCUCUCAGCGCAGCGGCGUGUUAGAGUGGUGCUCUGGCACGGUGCCGAUCGGAGAGUUCCUGGUGAAUCCAAAUAAAGGAGCCCACAAACGCUUUCGACCGCAGGACUGGACCAACCUGGCCUGCCGCAAGAAGAUGAUGGACGCUCAAAAGUCGGCAUUUGAUGUGAAGCUGGAGGCCUACAGCGAGGUGUGUAAGAGGUUCAGGCCGGUCUUUAGGUACUUCUGUAUGGAGCGGUUCUUGGACCCCGCCGUGUGGAUGGAGAAGCGGCUGGCAUAUACUCGCAGUGUGGCCACCUCCUCAAUAGUGGGGUACAUUGUUGGUCUGGGUGACCGUCACAUCCAGAACAUCCUGAUCGAUGAGCAGACGGCUGAACUGGUGCACAUUGAUUUGGGUGUGGCCUUUGAGCAGGGUAAGAUCCUCCCCACCCCCGAGACUGUCCCCUUCAGGCUCUCCAGGGAUAUCGUGGAUGGGAUGGGCAUCACCGGAGUGGAGGGGGUUUUCAGGAGAUGCUGUGAGAAGACCAUGGAGGUGAUGAGGAGCUCACAGGAAGCUCUGCUGACCAUCGUAGAGGUGCUGCUGUACGACCCGUUAUUUGACUGGACCAUGAACCCCCUGAAGGCCUUCUACCUGCAGCACGAUGAGCAGCAGGAGCUCAACGCGACUCUGGGCUCCACGAUGGGAGGAGAUGACAUAAACAGCCAUCGCAAACCCAGCGACAAUCAGAGCUUCAAUAAGGUGGCGGAGCGGGUUCUGCUGAGGCUCCAGGAAAAGCUGAAGGGGGUGGAGCAGGGAACAGUGCUCAGCGUGGGGGGGCAGGUCAACCUGCUCAUUCAGCAGGCCAUGGACCCAGAAAACCUGAGCAGACUCUUCCCAGGGUGGCAGGCCUGGGUGUAAGCCUAGGAGAAGUCUGACACCAUCAGACCCAACCAGUUGAACCAGAUCCACCCUAUAAAUGCUGACCUUUGCACUUUAAUGAGAGGCAAAGUGACAGACCAGAUGCAGCGAUGUGUGGAAGGACCAUUUUCACAACAGGGACGUGAAACGGAUCUGUGAACAGCCUGAUUACUCGAAUGUUUACUUCUGGGUUUUAUCCUGUUCAUCUGUUUUUACUGUUGAGUUCAGUGUGAAAAACUCCAAAGAUGUUUUAUGAAUGUAUGAUGAAUUAAACACCCUCAGCAGCCCGUCACAUCCAUCCUGCAGAGCAUCCUCCUAGCCUUCAUAUUUUCUUUUUCUGUAGAAUUUUGCACAAUUGUCAUGAAACAAAUCUUUGUAACCGCUACUCUAUAACACCUUGUUGUCUUUUUUUUUUUACCUGUAUGCUGUUUCAUUCAAUAAGCAAUAAAAACUAAUUGUUUAUUAA